GGAGCUUUCAAGUUGCAGGGAACCAAGUUGAAUAUGAGCACGGCUCACCAUCCCCAGAGUGACGGGCAAACUGAGAGACUUAACAGAUGCCUGGAAACAUAUUUAAGGUGCAUGAGUCAUUCUCAUCCCAGGAAAUGGAAUCAGUGGUUGCAUCUUGCAGAAUGGUGGUAUAACACAUGCCAUCACCAUUCUAUAAAACAAACCCCGUUCAAGGCCUUACACGGCUAUGACGCGCCUCAACUGUCCACUGGCCCCUACUUAGAUUCUACCAACUCUUUGGCAGCAAGAAAUGUGCAAGAAAGACAACAAAUGUUGCAAGAUUUGAAGGAACACAUGACGCAAGCUCAAGAAAGGAUGAAAAAAUAUGCCGAUUCCAAAAGAUCAGAGAGGACAUUUGAAGUUGGAGACUGGGUUUUUCUUAAGAUUCAGCCGUUCAAACAGGGAAAUACAUUAUUGAGAAGACCAACUAAAUUUUCUAUCAAGUACUUUGGACCAUUCCAGGUAUUAGCAAGGUUGGAAAUGUGGCUUAUAAGUUGCAGUUGCCUCCAAACUCAAGAAUGCAUGAUGUUUUCCAUAUAUCACUACUUAAGAGAGAAAAAAAAAUACCAUGCUAAUACUACUGUACCUGAGGUAGACCAAAAUGGUUAUCCCCGGGUGUACCCACAGGCUGUUUUAGGGACAAGAAUGGUCCAGGCACGCAAGAAUGUGGAAAAGGAGGUUUUAAUUCAGUGGAGCAAUCUGUCGCCAGAGGAGGCUACUUGGGAGCGAGCUAAUGUGAUGAAGGUGCAGUAUCCCGAAUUUAAGUUGCCUUGAGGACAAGGCGUUUUUCAGGGAGAGGCUGUUGAGAGCAGAAAAAUAAAAAUCAACGGGGUAAAAAUACCGUUGCCCAGAGCCAAAAGGCUAAACUCCAAUUUUAUUCCAAUAUAAUAAGAAUGAACCCUGACGAGGAGUAUAAAUAGCCUUCUACAAGAAACCCUUAUCAAGCCUGAAUUAAUUAAAUCCUAAUUAGGCUCAUAUUAACUCUACUAAGUACUCUACUAAUCAAAGGCCCAGACCAAAACAUAACAUUAACUUAAUAAUAGUAAAUAAACUAUAAAGACAGCCUGUAACCGGCCCACGGAAGUGGGCUCAAGCCCGGUCCCGUCCCAUGCUCUUCCCGCUACCUAUCAAAGGCAAUGUUGUGACCACUGCCAUUUUUAAUUAGUAAUCUGUUUACAUUUUAUUAUUAAUUCUAUAAGGUGUUCACUUUAGUAAGUGAACUUGUGGAUUUACCGAGGGUAUUAUGACCGUUAUUUUUACUGUGAGAAUGGACCAGCGGCAAAGGGGUAUUAACUCAUGCCCCAUGCUCUUCCUGCUACCUAUCUAUCCAUCCUCCUUCAAAUUAACCUUGUCCUCAAGGUUGAAAUCUCGCGGAUCGGGGAUUGAAAUUUCCAGCCAUAGAAUAGACCGGAAAAUAUCCUUCAUCUCUUUCCCGAACUCUUUCCUGACCUGUUAUUUCACAGCAUUCAUGUUGUUGGAGGUCCAACUCUUCAUCCUCCUCAGCUAUCAUUACCCGCAACUGCUUAAAGGGACAGUCAUGCCCCGGUGUAAAUGGUUUCUUACACCUAAAGCAUAAUCCGUUCGCCCUCAAUUCUGCGAACUCCUUUGGCGGAAGACGAGUGAACUGAGAGUGUGUCGCAGCCCAGACAACCCUGACUUCGUCCUCGCUGCCCAAUGUCUUUAGGAAAGCUGUCAUUUGAUCUUCUUAAGCUGCCACCACUUAUGACCGUGCUGUUACUACCACUUGGGUGCGAAAAACUGCCUGAACUCAAGUCCGUGUUGUAGGGUUGAAUUUCCCAAUCUCCAUCUUGAAAAGACAAGUUGCCCUCAAUAUCUCUGACCAAAUCCAUUGCAAUGUCCAGGCUGUUUGGCCGCACCAAUCGUAAGGAUCCCCGAAUUGGUCCCUUCAGCCUGUUCAUGAAAUACCCCAGAUAAUGAUCAUCAGACAGCCCAGGAACCUGACUGGCCAACUGCACAAAAAGGUUAUUUUAUUCUUCUAUGGUUCCCAACUGUUUGGCCCUAGACAGCUGUUCAAAUCGGUUGCCCUUGAACCAUAAAUCAAAACGGGCCACCAGUGCAUCAGCGAAUUCCUCCCAAGUCAGGCCCGGUUUCCGAGCCUUCAACCAGGUCAACCAGUACAGAGCAGCCCCUUCCAUGGCUACCGUAGCUGCCAUCACUUUGCUUCCAGGUAGGGUUUGAUGAAUUUCAAAUUGUUGCUCAGCUCUGGCCACUUAUCCGAUGGGAUCUUCGCCGUCAAACAAGGGCAGUAAGGAGGUGGUUAAGCUGCGCGACCCACUGCCGACCAUGUGUGCUGAUGCGGCGUCGCCGACUGACGCCGGUUUUUUUUCCGGCAGUGUCGUGGCCCAUGUGAGUGCAGCGAGUGACGCUGCAAUCUCAGUCAGCUGCGCGUCGAGCUUCUAAUUCAUUAAGGCUUGCUCAGCUUCUACCUCUGUUAUACGAUCAGUGUUUGAUCUCGUCAUUCCGGCGGGACAGGAUCCGGCAGGUCGAACCAAUUGUUGAGAGCAAAAAAAUAAAAAUCAACGGGAUAAAUCGUUGCCCAGAUAAUCAACGAUAAAAAUACCGUUUCCCAGAGCCAAAAGCCUAAACUCCAAUUUUUUUCCAAGAUAAUAAGAAUGAACCCUGGCGAGGGGUAUAAAUAGCCUUCUACAAGAAACCCUAAUCAAGCCCGAAUUAAUUAAAUCCUAAUUAGGCACAUACUAACACUACUAAGUAUUCUACUAAUCAAAGGCCCAAACCAAAACAUAACAUUAACUUAAUAAUAAUACAUAAACUAUAAAGAUAGCCGUAACCGGCCCACGGAAGUGGGCCCAAGCCCGGUCCUACCCCAUGCUCUUCCCGCUACCAAUAAGAGGCAAUGUUGUGACCACUGCCAUUUUUAAUUAGUAAUUUGUUUACAUUUUAUUAUUAAUUCUAUAAUGUAUUUACUUUAGUAAGUGAACUUGUGGAUUUACUGAGGGUAUUGUGACCGUUAUUUUUACUGUGAGAAUGGGCCAGCGGCAAAGGGGGUAUUCACUCACGCGUUGGUUGCUUAAUACCCGGGAGAGAGAGAAGAAGCAGCAGUUUUUGGUGUGUAAUGAGGAGGUCAAACACCAGCUACCAGGCCAGAUUGAAGCUCCCAGGCCGCCGUCCAUUGCAAGCAGAUUAUGUCGGUUGCUCUUUUAAUACGUUGAUGUUAUAGUAAUGUAAUGGCAUACUGCUAUUGCUAGUCUUGGGUCACAACAUUUGGUAUCAGAGCCCAGAUUAAACUAUUCAAGCGUGACUCAAGCCAUGACAACUGAAACUCGGAUGAAGGAUCUAUUUGACACUCAGAGGAAACAUGGAGAGGAAUUGCAAGGAAUUCAUAGGGAGUUUGCCUCUGUCAACGAUCAUUUGGUAAAAGUGGAUAAGGGAUUGGCUACUAUCAAACGACAAUUGGAGGCUCUGAUGGCGAUGCAACAAACAUAUAUGGCCAAGGAUAAGGAGAAGGUAAAUGAUGAGGACAUGGUAGUCACGGCGCACAGCGAAGGACAUGGCGCAUGGGUAAUUUCACGCGGCGAUGGCGCACCAAUAAAACAAAACAUCAAAAAAAAUUAAGCAUAACCUAUAGACAAUACACGUGUAUGACUUAACCACCAAUUAAAGAGUGAAAUUGUUAAAUAACCAAAUUAAUACCAAAAGUAAUCCAAAUCAAACCAACUUAAUAUCCAUAACCAGUUCAUGUCUAAAAAAACUGAAUCUAAAGUUUGAUCUGUUGACUAAUACUCAUAAUCACCCCCUCUUCGCUCACGUGUAGUCAUCAGGCCCAUCUUACUCGGAUAAGAAAGGAAUUUCUUCCUCAUUCAUUUCACUAUAAGAAGGAUCUUG
Molecule: messenger RNA, 3903 nt
Organism: Cuscuta europaea
Lineage: Eukaryota; Viridiplantae; Streptophyta; Magnoliopsida; Solanales; Convolvulaceae
Source: the annotation of a GenBank genome assembly